Xenopus laevis (African clawed frog) is the source of this 3048-nucleotide messenger RNA. It is a transcript of the gene crebrf.L, whose product is annotated as CREB3 regulatory factor L homeolog. Gene Ontology annotation, biological process: regulation of transcription by RNA polymerase II; regulation of DNA-templated transcription; response to unfolded protein. Gene Ontology annotation, cellular component: nucleus. The coding region runs from base 723 to 2750 and encodes 675 amino acids. The record is from RefSeq and is a predicted model, not a curated record. Gene Ontology annotation, molecular function: DNA-binding transcription factor activity; DNA-binding transcription factor activity, RNA polymerase II-specific; RNA polymerase II transcription regulatory region sequence-specific DNA binding. The transcript is spliced from 9 exons. Lineage: Eukaryota; Metazoa; Chordata; Amphibia; Anura; Pipidae.
AGAGUGGGCCCCUGGUCUUAGGUUUUUGGGUGGGCCCCUGGCGUCCCAGUCCGACACUGGAAAGGAGGGCAAUCGUCUGGCACCGAGCUCACUAGUGAUAGCUGCAGCGCUCAGCAUACUUCCCGUCCCAUACAUGUAUAUGGGGAACGAGUGCUUGAAAGCAGGUUAUUUAUAUAAUCAGCUGGUGGGCGGGCCGUAUACGUCACUGACUGCCUCGUAGUCCCCCAUGUUAUGUGGUCGAAUAGCGGCCCCUGAAUGCAGCGAAGUUUUAACCAGAAACCCACAGCCCACAUAUAAAAUGAAACAUUCUGUUUCGUUUUUCCUUCAACCUAUUAAAGAAAUAAAGCUUCCAAUCCAUCCCUCCUCCUUAUUUCCACCCCUGCCAGCAGCUUUCUGGUUGGACGUUCCCGGGUACCAGGCUAGCCUAAUUGGUCCAACGCUUAGUCACGUGGGAGGGGGAGUCACGCGCUUUCCGGGAACCCGUCAGGAAGGAAAUAAACAAAACAAACCAGAAAGCAUGGAGUCUGUGCAGGGUUAUGGCCGUCAGCAGCAGGGUGGGUGAGAAACCCCCAGGGGCAAUAAGAAGCCAAAAGGACCGCGGCCGCCAGCAAGCACGGAAGUGAUAAUUCUCUGCUGCCAGGUGCUGCUUAAGAAAUUCCCAGUGCAUGAAGAGCGUAUAACUCCAUUUUCCAUCUAACUGGGGAACAGCAGCUCUCCGUUGCAUGUAUAGUACUUUUGUCAUUGAUAGCACAGAAAAGCCAGAGAAGAGGUCUGUGGGACAGCAGAAAAAGUAUUCAGGCUUAGGUUCCGAAGAUCUGGGCUUUGAGAUGCCUCAGCCCAGUGCCAGUGGAAUGGACCCUCCAUUUGGGAAUGCCUUUCGGAGUCCCACGUUGGCUGAGCAAACAUUAAUGAGUACAGACCUUCUUGCAAACAGCUCAGAUCCAAUUUUCAUGUAUGAACUGGAUCAAGGAAUAGGCUAUCAACAAAGCCCAACUGAAAACUUCCUAAUCCUAGAAGACAGCAAAGAUUUUGAAAACUUGGAUUCAUUUACAGAUAUCCUUGAAAGCAGUCCACCCGUGUCUUCAAACUGGGAGCAGUGGGAUACCUACUAUGAAGACCUGACCAAAUACACAAAGCUUACAAGCUGUGACAUUUGGGGAACUAAAGAGGUGGAUUAUCUAGGUCUUGAUGAUUUCUCCAGUCCGUAUCAGGAUGAGGAGGUGAUCAGCAAAACACCCACACUUGCUCAGCUUAAUAGUGAGGACUCCCAGUCAGUCACCGAUUCCCUUUACUACACAGAUGGCUUCCUUGGCAACAAGACUUCAUAUUUACAAGGGAAGAAAGUGGCAGCAGGGAGAGCAACUGCACCAGUGUGCUCAUCAAAGACUGCACAUACCGAGGUGCCACUGGCUGACUGCUCCCAAAAGGCUACCAAAUCUGUUGCAAGCAUCCAGAUGGCAGUAAAAACUAAUGUUUCAUGUGAAGAAAAAAUUAACCUCCAUGGGGGUUGUAAGGACUAUGUGAAAAAGGCCAAGGUCAAAAUUAGUACGGUACUUCCUUGUCGGCCAACAACUAUUUCGGUUGCCACUGAUGCAGCCAAGGAGAACACAUGUUUCUGUGGUGCCAUGGCUAAGAAGCAGGAGAGGAUAAUAGAGGAGACACCCAUAGGUCGUAAAAGCUUUGGCAUCCUGCCUUUCAAGGAAACGCAAAAGCUUUUUUGUCCAGCGCCUGCACUUAUCACAAUAGGUCCUGGAGAUGGGAAUGCUUCUGCUGAAGCAUCUGUCUCUGAUCCUUCACAAAAGAAAGAAGAGCACAACUAUUCACUUUUUGUAUCAGAGGGCGUCACAGAACCUACAGUUAAGAAUGAGAACCCUCAGCAGGAGGAAGAAGCAGAAGAAGAGGAAGCUGACAUGGAUGAGGAAGAUCAUGAUGAGGGGUUUGGUAGUGAGCAUGAGUUAUCUGAGAAUGAGGAAGAAGAGGAGGAGGAGGAGGAAGAGGAAGAAGACUAUGAAGAUGAUAAAGAUGAUAUCAGUGAUACUUUUUCAGAACCAGGAUAUGAAAAUGAUUCAGUUGAAGAUCUAAAGGGAAUCACAGCCAUCUCAUCACGAAAGAGAGGAAAGCGGAGAUACUUUUGGGAAUAUAGCGAGCAACUGAUUCCAUCUCAACAGGAAGGAACAUUGAGACCCUCAGAAUGGAACAGAGAUACACUUCCAAGCAACAUGUAUCAGAAGAAUGGAUUGCACCAUGGCAAGCACACAGUGAAGAAGUCUCGCAGGACAGAUGUGGAAGACCUAACUCCAAACCCAAAAAAGCUUCUGCAGAUUGGAGGAGAGUUGCGCAAAUUGAACAAGGUGAUCGGUGACCUGACACCUGUAUCUGAACUUCCUCUUACUGCAAGACCACGGUCCCGUAAAGAGAAGAAUAAGCUUGCUUCCAGAGCGUGCCGGUUAAAGAAGAAAGCUCAGUAUGAAGCAAACAAAGUGAAAUUGUGGGGCCUAAAUACUGAAUAUGACAACUUGUUGUUUGUGAUCAAUUCAAUUAAACAAGAAAUCAUGAACCGGAUCCAGAUUCCAUGUGAAGGAUGGUCUGCUGACAUGGAGCAGAAACUGGAUGCCAUGAUUAAAGACACUCUAGGUUCACCAGUAGCUGGCCAGACCUCUGAGUUUGUAAACCAGGUUUUGGAGAAGACUUCAGAGGGUGAUGCAACUGGUGGCCUUGUGGGAUUACGUAUACCAACUUCAAAGGUGUGAUAGCCUCUCUGUACAGCCAGAACUGAUGUGUCGCUCUCUGGCUGUGAAGAGUUCUUUACUCUCCAGUGUAAAUUUUAAUACAGCUCUUGCAUGUGAUUCUGCUUGUACCUUGUUAUUAUUAUUUUGUGCAAGCAGAUUCUUAUAACACGUUCAAAAGUAAAAAUGUAUGUGGAUGAGGACCCAAUGCAUGAGACAUUGCUUCAUCACAGAAAUAGUUGUUGUUCGUUGUUCUACUUUUUUUUUUUUGAAUGUACUGCUGGCAGUUAUUCUGCCUUUGCAAUAGGGGUGUGUGUAUGUA